Messenger RNA from Microcebus murinus (gray mouse lemur), 3611 nucleotides. It is a transcript of the gene QPCT, whose product is annotated as glutaminyl-peptide cyclotransferase. Gene Ontology annotation, molecular function: zinc ion binding; glutaminyl-peptide cyclotransferase activity. NCBI's taxonomy places the organism in Eukaryota, Metazoa, Chordata, Mammalia, Primates, Cheirogaleidae. The record is from RefSeq and is a predicted model, not a curated record.
GCCAAGGUCGGGGAGGAGGGCUGCGGCUCGGCCUGCGCCGCGCGGCGGGAGGCGACCGGAGGCGAUGGGGAGGCGGCGCAGUCGACCCAAGGGUGGAGAAGUGGGAAGGCGAAGGACGCGCGUUCCCGGGCUCGUGACCGCUGGCGGCCCGGGGAACAGGCGCCCAGACGGCCUGGGAGAGAUGGCAGGCGGCAGGGGCCGGCGCGUCGUGGGCACCCUCCACCUGCUGCUGCUGCUGCUGGCCGCCCUGCCCUCGGCAGCCCGGGCGGUCAGUGCUGGCGCCGCAGCCUGGACCGAGGAGAAGAAUCAUCACCAACCAGCCACGUUGAAUUCAUCGUCUCUUCGGCAAAUUGCGGAAGGCACCAGUAUUUCUGACAUGUGGCGAGAUGACUUACGGCCCCUGCUGAGAGAGCGAUACCCCGGGUCUCCUGGAAGCUACGCUGCCCGGCAGCACAUCAUGCGGCGAAUUCAGAGGCUCAAGGCCGACUGGGUCUUGGAAGUGGACACCUUCUUGAGUCAGACGCCCUACGGGUACCGGUCUUUCUCGAAUAUCAUCAGCACCCUCAAUCCCACUGCGAAAAGGCACUUGGUCCUCGCCUGCCAUUAUGACUCCAAGUAUUUUGCCCAUUGGGACAACAGAGUGUUUGUGGGAGCCACAGAUUCAGCCGUGCCAUGCGCAAUGAUGUUGGAACUUGCCCGUGCCUUAGACAAGAAACUCCUUUCCUUGAAGAAUGUUUCAGACACCAAGCCAGAUCUUUCACUCCAGCUGAUUUUCUUUGAUGGGGAAGAGGCUUUUCUUCACUGGUCUCCUCAAGAUUCUCUUUAUGGGUCUCGACACUUAGCUGCAAAGAUGGCAUCGACCGCACACCCGCCGGGAGCAAGAGACACCAACCAACUGCAUGGCAUGGAUUUAUUGGUUUUACUGGAUUUAAUUGGAGCUCCAAACCCAACAUUUCCCAAUUUUUUUCCAAACUCUGCCAGAUGGUUUCAUAGACUUCAAGCAAUUGAACAUGAACUUCAGGAAUUGGGUCUGCUCAAGGAUCACUCUUCAGAGAGGCAGUACUUCCAGAAUUAUGGUUCUGGAGGUGUGAUUCAGGAUGACCAUAUUCCAUUUUUGAGAAGAGGUGUUCCAGUUCUGCACCUGAUACCAUCUCCUUUCCCUGAGGUCUGGCACACCAUGGAUGACAAUGAAGAAAAUUUGGAUGAAUCAACCAUUGAUAAUCUAAACAAAAUCAUACAAGUCUUUGUGUUGGAAUAUCUUCAUUUGCAAUAGUCUGAUUUAGUUUAUGGUAAUUGCUUCUAGCAUCAAAUUCAAAAGUCGAGGCAUCAUUUAAAAUAAUCUGAUUCUAGACAAAUGGUGUGUGUAAACUUAUACCCUAUAGAUUCAUUCUGUGGGUGAAUAUGAGAUCAAGGAAUCCUAGAAUUAUUUUGUGUCCUAAGUUGCUCAUUAAUUUUCAUCUAAAGAUAAAAAGGGAACAUGUAAGGAAAACAGAAAAUAAAUAUCUUUUAAAAACUUCUUUAGAUAAAAACCAUGAAGUAAAAUCAGAUUCAUUUAUUCAAUAUCAUAGUCUUCUAAACAGUACUUAACUGGUUGUUGCAAUAUGUAGCCUUAGUUUUAUGAUUUUCCAUACAUGAGAAUCUAUCAUGUAUAAUUCAAAACAGAGAUGUAGUUUGAAGGCUCUCAAAUUUCUUUGAGAAAUCUUUGUAGGAUUAAUUUCAUGGAAAUUAAAAUCAGAGUUAAAUGCCAUGUGAAUUUCUUUUUUAUAUACAUAAAGAAGAAUUAUAUAAUUUAAUGCAUAGUCCAGUCUUUAUAGAGCUUCAAAAAUUUAACAUUUUUACUGUAAAAAUAAUAUUGUCUAUAACAAAAACAUUGGGAAAUGGAGAAAAGAAGAAAACUGUAAUUGCAUUAUAUUAACAGAAUCAACAUUAGCUCUUUAAUUUUUCCUUACUUUUUUUUAACGAAGAUUUUUCUUGUAUAGGUAUAAUCAAACUGUAUUACAAUUUCUUGGCUUUUUUUUUUCCUGUUAAACUAUGUAAUUACAUGUAUUUGCUAUUUUGGUCUUGGGUUGAGACGAAGGCACAAAAAGACUGAGUGUGAACUCUAGAGUCAGUAUUAAGGUAGCACAGUAGUAGCACAACAGUUAGGAUAAUUUUUGUGUAGGUAAAUUAUGUCAUAUUCAAGUUUGGUUGAUUACUUGUAGCAUAUUUGUUUUCUGGAAACACAUAGGCAUCCAUAGUUUGUCUCUGGCAAUAGGAAACAGUUAUUUAGAAAUACAAACUUGAUCCAUUGAACAAUUAGGAAAUUGAUCCUGUCAUGUGGAUGAAGUUAGUUGGGGCCACUGUUCUCUACGUGUUCUCUGUUCGGAGCAGACAGUUAGUAAAUACUCACAGAGCUAAUGUGCUAGGGCAGGGUAGAGAGUGAGACAGACAAGUUGAGUGGGGAAGCAGUGGCAGCUUUAAGUUCAGUGACAAUGAAAGUCAUCAGGAAAGUAAUUUACUUGUUAAAAUAUACUUUUUCAGGCAAGAAAAGGAUAAAUAUAAUUUUAUCUAGAAGACUAUGUAUAAUUGUAUAAAAAAUAUAGCCACAAUUACAUAUAUUCCAUGUUAUACAUAUAACAUUAUAAUUUCAUGUUGGUAAAUUUGUAGAAUAAGAUUUUUCUAGGAUUUCUUUAUAUCUUAAAAAUCUGCUUCUAAAGUUAUACAAUGGGAUAUUGUGCUUUUAUGAGUUUAUAAUAUUAAGAGCUAACACUUACUGAGUGCCAACUAUGUACCAGAGUCAUAAAUGCCUUAUAUGUUUUACCAACUUAAUCUUCACAAAAUUUCUAUAAGGUAGGAGGCCUUAUUUUAUUAAUAACCUAAUGUUAGGAUGCUCAGAGUAGUUAAGUGUAUUCUCCAAGAUCACAUAGUAAGUGGCAACAGUGGGAUUUGAACCCAAGCAGUCUGGCUCUAAAGCUUAUGCUUGGAACCACUAUAGAGAAUUGCUUCUGCACAUGAAAAAAACUUUGCAGAAUAUUCUUAGUGCCAAGUGCAAAGCAACAAUUUUAUCUGGAAAGUUUUAUAGGUCAUUCUCUUAAUCUGGGGAUGCGUUCUUAAAUCAUUGCUAUCAUAAUUCACCUAAUGCAAGCUUCAGAGGCAAUGUAGAAUGGUUUCUCUGCCAUAGUAAAGGCUCUUUUUGCAUUAGCAUGGGUAUAACAGAAAUCAACACGAGUGGUUCUAGGCUAAAUACUCUAAGCCAAAAAGCAGGAUUAAAGGGAGCUGAGUUUUCUGGAUUAACUUUUGGAUAAGAGAAAACAUUUGAAAGGAGUUUAGGGAAAACACAUUUUUUUUUAACAACAGAAAAUAAAUCGUUUAACUGAUGAUAUUAACACAGAAUGAAAAGAAGUUUUAAUAAGGAGUCUAAACAUUAGCUGACAGUACCACAUACAUAAUUCUGAGCCUAAAUGAUAAGCUCUUUUUGAGGCAGAAUGACAUUAAUAGGAGAUCUAUUAUAAUCUGUUGAGUUGACAUUAGUUGAAUUACUUUUAGAGGAGGUUGGUGGAUAUGUUGAAAUGGGAUAAAAGGAAAAAUAAAAACAUAAGCAGCUUAAUUCAAUAAAGGUUUUCUUUAUAGAA